GGACUUGUCUGCCUAGCUACAUUACUUACUACUAGGAGUACUCUGAAACUGAAAUGGAGAGUCCUUCUCUGCUUCUUCUCAUCACCUUGUUGGCCUUUGCAUUCAAGGCCUCCAUUGCUCAAUGGAUGCCUGCAUUUGCAACAUUCUACGGCGGCAGCGACGCUUCCGACACAAUGGGUGGUGCGUGCGGGUACGGGAACUUGUACAACGCCGGGUACGGGGUUAAUUCGGCUGCAUUGAGCACGGCCCUCUUCAACAACGGUGCGUCGUGCGGCAUGUGCUUCACCAUCACCUGUGACGCAAGCAAGACACAGUCAUGCAAACAGGGCACGUCCAUCACCAUCACGGCCACCAACUUCUGCCCGCCCAACUACGCCCUGGCCAGCGACAACGGCGGAUGGUGCAACCCGCCGCGGCAGCACUUCGACAUGUCACAGCCCGCGUGGGAGACCAUCGCCAUCUACCAAGCCGGCAUUGUGCCCGUCAACUACAAGAGGGUUCCCUGCCAGAGGAGUGGGGGCAUGAGGUUCACCAUCAACGGGAACGACUACUUUGAGCUUGUGACGGUGGCAAAUGUCGGCGGCAGCGGCGUGGUGUCCCAAAUGUGGAUCAAGGGGUCCAAGACUGACUGGAUGGUAAUGAGCAGGAACUGGGGCGCUAGCUGGCAGAGCAAUGCCUACCUCAACGGCCAGAGCUUGUCCUUCAGGGUACAAACCGACGACGGUAGGGUUGUCACGGCCGACAAUGUUGCGCCGUACAACUGGUGGUUCGGUGGCACCUACACUUCAUGGCAGCAGUUCUAACAUCUCUCGAGGUUGAUGUAGGUACUCAUCUCAUCAGGGUAUUUGAAUAGUCAGGCCCGGUGAUUUCAUCUGAGGCUGUGUAUCCUCUUUUGUUUAAUGAUCUCUAGUGUUUAUCUUCAAUCAAAUCUCUAGUGUUUAACACGGGAUCGCCUAUUUGUGCCUGAGUUUCAGUUGGUUUACUUUGCUUUUGCUUUGAAACACAACGGUUGGGGCAUCUUCCUCCUCCGGCUUCUUCCUUCUCUGACCAAAUACCCACUUGUAUGUAUUGCCAACCAACCGCAUGUACCUGCAAACCGUGGCUCUCGGCGCUACCGUACAUGCCUUUCCGCCCCUAGGGCCUCCC
Messenger RNA from Hordeum vulgare subsp. vulgare (domesticated barley), 1146 nucleotides. Its product is annotated as expansin-A8-like. The transcript is spliced from 2 exons. Gene Ontology annotation, biological process: plant-type cell wall organization. Lineage: Eukaryota; Viridiplantae; Streptophyta; Magnoliopsida; Poales; Poaceae. Bases 54 to 803 code for a protein of 249 amino acids. The record is from RefSeq and is a predicted model, not a curated record. Gene Ontology annotation, cellular component: extracellular region.